This is a messenger RNA of Cyphellophora attinorum, 1050 nucleotides long. RefSeq lists its product as uncharacterized. The coding region runs from base 1 to 1050 and encodes 349 amino acids. Lineage: Eukaryota; Fungi; Ascomycota; Eurotiomycetes; Chaetothyriales; Cyphellophoraceae. The transcript has a single exon. The record is from RefSeq and is a predicted model, not a curated record.
AUGCUUGAUCAACGCUACCACGGCAUCAAUCCGCCUGAAAUGAUGGUUCGAGCCCGUAGGAUUAUGGACCAUUAUAAUAGCGCUCUUGCUGUCCUGACCAGCAAGGAUGUCGAGCCACUUGACCUCUACCUCUCACCUCUGCUUGCCUGGAUCAUUGAAAUCAUGGUCAAUAAUCCCCAAACUGCCAUCAUGCACAUCAAGCACUCGCGAAAAAUGCUUGAAGGUCUUGAGCCGAAACCUCACAACUCGAAUGAUACACAAGACAUCGUUCAGGAUUUUGUCAAGGACACACAGAGGUUCUGUUCGGGCUUCACCUCCACGUCCGCGGCGUGCGCCGGAAUUCUCAGCAGCGAUCCGUGCUCGAUCUUCCAGACAUUAAACGUGCGGCAGCAAAUCAGUCCAGAGACCCCAACCGAGGAGGUUCGCCAAGCCAUCUAUAAGUAUGCAACGAGUCUCGAUAGCGAUGGACAGACAAAGUUCCCCUUCAAAGAAGCACUCGAGUACCUCCGCCAUUGGGAGUCCCAUACUCUUGUGACCCGAUACGUAUACCGCGAGGCACGCGAUACAAUUGUUGCAACCCAUUUUCUUAUCGCAACGGCAACAACUCUCCUCACAGCCCCAACCGAGCGCAGUCAGGAUACAUUCAAUCGCCAAAAAGAGGCAUGGGAGUAUCUGCUGGUGAAGCUAGAAGACUGUCUCGAUGUGGAGGCUCUCGACGAGAAGAAUCGCCAGGGCCUGGAAGACGCUGUGGCCUUUGCCCUCAGUCUAAUCGCGAGGUUUGCAAAGUGCGAAAAUUUUACGGCAAAGGCGAUCGAGCUCAUGGGCAGGACAAGUCCGAGCAAGCAGACAGGCCUGUAUUGGAUGAGCUGGAUGAAGAGGAGUUCAAACGGCCGAAGUGGGAACGGCUUUGUUGAGGACAAUAGUGCGAGUAGCAGUAGCGGUAGUGAAAGAGACACAUACGGAACUAGGGAGACGAGCGUGAUCAGCGAGGCACUGACGCCCGCCUGGGCAAGUCGCGAUAGUGGUUCUCCAGCAGUGACGAUCAGAUGA